Messenger RNA from Heterostelium album PN500, 285 nucleotides. RefSeq lists its product as uncharacterized. The transcript has 5 exons. The record is from RefSeq and is a predicted model, not a curated record. Bases 1 to 285 code for a protein of 94 amino acids. Lineage: Eukaryota; Evosea; Eumycetozoa; Acytosteliales; Acytosteliaceae.
AUGAAAUAUAUUUAUGAGUGUGGACAUAGAUAUGAUACUGAUAUUAUUUCUUUUGUUUAUUCAAAUUUUUCAAUAAUCACUAGUAGUGAUUCAACACUUUCAAUUGCUCAAGAUAGAAUUUAUAGUGCUUCAUUUGAAGUCGAUCACCACUAUAUUAAAUCACUUCUAUUCGCCGAAUAUAUUAUGAUUGUUCUAAUUCAUAUUGAAUUGUUGUUAGUUAACAGCACUCCAUUAUUUAGCAUUGAAUUGAUAGAGCUAUUGAUGUUGUUAAUGUUGAUCGUUUGA